GGUGGAGGGCGGAGGAGCUGGAUAGCACGCUUGCGCGGCUGUCACAGGGCUGCUUGGUUGGUCAGUGGGGAGUCGGCGCCUGCGUACUAAGACCCGUGUGCAGCAGCGGCGGCGGCGGUAGAGGCGGCGGCGGCAGCAGCGGGCUCGGAGGCAGCGGUUGGGCUCGCGGCGAGCGGACCGGGUUGAGUCAGUGCGUUCGCGCGAGUUGGAAUCGAAGCCUCUUAAAAUGGCAGAUGAUUUGGACUUCGAGACAGGAGAUGCAGGGGCCUCAGCCACCUUCCCGAUGCAGUGCUCAGCAUUACGUAAGAAUGGUUUUGUGGUGCUCAAAGGCCGGCCAUGUAAGAUCGUCGAGAUGUCUACUUCCAAGACUGGCAAGCAUGGCCAUGCCAAGGUCCACCUGGUUGGUAUCGACAUCUUUACUGGGAAGAAAUACGAAGAUAUCUGCCCGUCAACUCAUAACAUGGAUGUGCCCAACAUCAAAAGGAAUGACUUCCAGCUGAUUGGCAUCCAGGACGGGUACCUAUCGCUGCUCCAGGACAGCGGGGAGGUGCGAGAGGACCUCCGUCUGCCUGAGGGAGACCUUGGGAAGGAGAUUGAGCAGAAGUACGACUGUGGAGAAGAGAUCCUGAUCACAGUGCUGUCAGCCAUGACAGAGGAGGCAGCUGUAGCAAUCAAGGCCAUGGCAAAAUAACUGGCUCCAGGGUGGUGGCAGCGGUGGCAGCAGCGAUGUGAUCCUCAGCCUGCAGAGGCCCCUCCCCCAGCCUGGCCCCACUCUGGCCUGGUCCUUGGCUGGACUCCUACACAAUUUAUUUGAUGUUUUAUUUUGGUUUCCCCUACCCCUUCAAUCUGUCGGGGAGCCCCUGCCCUUCACCUAGCUCCCUUGGCCAAGAGCUAGUGAGCAGUGGCCUUGGUGAAGCUGCCUGCCUCCUCUCCCCUCACACUACAGCCCUGGUGGGGGAGAGGAGGUAGGUGCUGCUCGUGGUCUAGUUGUUUUUUUUUUUUUUUUUUUUUUUUUUAAUUCAAUCUGGAAUCGGAAAGCUGUGGAUUCUGGCAAAUGGUCCCAGUGCCCUUCCCCUUCUCAGCCCUAGUCUGGUCUGCUCCUCAUAGCACCCACCCCAAGUACCUCCCCACCAGACUGGGGGCCAGUCCCCUCCCUUGCCUGGGUCUCUCCCCAAGCCCUUAAAACGGGGGAAGGAAGGGGAGGGGACCUGCCCCCUUGUCGGGCAUCUGGGAGGCCCUGCCCCCAUGGGCUUCACCCUUUCCCUGCGGGCUCUUCCCCGACACAUUUGUUAAAAAUCAAACCUGAAUAAAACUACAAGUUUAAUAUGAA
Molecule: messenger RNA, 1330 nt
Organism: Ochotona princeps (American pika)
Lineage: Eukaryota; Metazoa; Chordata; Mammalia; Lagomorpha; Ochotonidae
Gene: EIF5A
Product: eukaryotic translation initiation factor 5A
Exons: 6
Coding region: 227-691 (154 amino acids)
Biological process (GO): positive regulation of translational termination; positive regulation of translational elongation
Molecular function (GO): translation elongation factor activity; RNA binding; ribosome binding
Source: RefSeq, a predicted model, not a curated record